AUGCGCCUUAUAGUGACAUCGUCAAAAUUUCAGAAUCCAAUCGAAAAUGAUCCUCAACCAGCAACACUGGAUGACUUGGCUGGUUAUUGGGCAUUGAUAAGUAUGGAAUUGGAGGAUCUUGAAAGAUUAUUCAAUGAAGCUGAUGAAUUGCGUAAGAAUAACUGGCAAGUUGCAUCGACAUCUGAUACGAAACAACAGCAACAAUUAUCAUCUGUGAAUAAGCCAUCGUCGCGGGUUCGUGCCUCAGAAUCCAUAACUAACAAAUCACCAGCAACGAAAUCAAAUCGGCUAACAAAAACUAAUGAAAAAGAAGAAAAGAACGCAAAAAAUGAAUUGAAGAGAGCGAAUGAAGCGAAGCGAAGACGUGAAUUAAUUGAGGCGAUGCGUAAACAAAAGGAGAAAAUGAUCAAAGAGAACAAUAUUCCUUCAGGAGGAUUCAGUGUUACAACGAAGUCAUCUGAACAUUUUGUAUGCUGA
This is a messenger RNA of Anisakis simplex (herring worm), 477 nucleotides long. NCBI's taxonomy places the organism in Eukaryota, Metazoa, Nematoda, Chromadorea, Rhabditida, Anisakidae. The record is from the annotation of a GenBank genome assembly.